GGGAGAAACGAAGUAUCCACACAACAUGUAUAUUGCAUGUAACAGUAAUAAAACCAGUUACUCUGUAUAACAUUGUGUGAUCCAAUCGUAUAACACAAACAUUUAAAACUUGAUGUGUGUGUAUCGUUUUCAAGCACUAAAACAUUCGUUGUGACGGUUUAUACUCCUGCUCUCUGCUGCUAUUUUCAUCUUCUUCUUGUACACAUAGAAUCCGAUUCACCAACACACAAAUCUAAUACGACCCCCCAUUUAUGUUAUAAAAUAUAUAUACAUGCAUAUAUAGUUUAUACACAUAUACAAAAGUGACUGGGGAGAAGUGAAGAAGUUUGGGCCUCGUUUCUCGUUAUAGAAAACACUGUUUGUUUUUUCAAUCAGUAUUUGAUUGCGAAGCGUCCUGUCAACAAGCGCUUGAGAGAGUUGUUUUUAGUUUUAGAAAGGACACAAUAUAUGAGAACUAACCCACUAUAUAAUAGUAGUGUUUUGUUUGUUUGUUAACAACGCUUUUGCUGCUCUUGUGUGUGUAUAAUAAAUAUGGUGUUCUCAUUUGCUCUAUUUGUUUGAGUUUCGUUGUCUUUGAAUAUCAGAUUAAUCCCAUACUCUUUAACUGUUAUUAUAAUAAAACGAUUAGCCUUUCUUUGCAUGGACAAAUAACAAACAUAUGUAUUUAUGUACUUACGACCAAGAGGCGAGUAAUGUUUUAUUGUGGAACUGUGGAAUGGACAUCAAAACAGAUAAAGUGAAUUAAUUAAAUAUCAUCGAAAAGUGUAUACAACUUCGACUACUUCUUCUUCGUUCGUUUUCUUCUUACAUAUGUGGGUUAAUUCGACAACGAUAUGAAACAGUGAUUUUAAUUUUUAUUUAAAUUUAUUUUUGUGAAGUGAUUUUUUUAUUUUAAUUUUGAAUAUAUUUUUAAAAUUAUCAGUGCAGCAACAACAACAAAAGUUCAUUAAACUUGAAUAUCAUAAAAAAUGUGUAAUUAAAACAAUAAAAAGAAUUUAUGACGAAAAAUUAUCCACCAAUUGAUUUUAAAAUGUUAUCAACAUCGCAAAAAUUGUACACUGAUUCAGCAAUAUCAGCGGCCAUGUCUGCGAGUACAGCAGCAGCGACGGCAAAUUCAGCAAUGUCACCAAUGACACCAACAUAUUCAAUGAAUUCAAUGUCAUGUGUUUCAAUGACCACCAUGAAUUCAUGUUCACCACAAUCGGCUGGUACAUUUGGUACAAAUAUGUUAUCGAGUACUGGUAUGUCAUCAAUGGGUACAAUGUCUGCCGCAGCAGCAAUGAAUGGUAAUUGUAUGUCUGGUACAAAUUUAGGAUAUUCUGGAAUUGGUUCGCCAAUGUCAAAUAUGAAUGCUGCAUGUAUGGGUACAACGAUGAGUAGCAUGAAUUCUUAUAAUAGUGCAUUAACGCCAGUUAGUGGUGGUAUGACAUCGGGACGUGGUGAUUUAAGUGGUGGUGACACAUCACCUAAUACAGCGUUACAAAGGGCACGAGCUGAUAAAACUUAUCGACGUAGUUAUACACAUGCUAAACCACCAUACUCGUAUAUAUCAUUAAUUACGAUGGCAAUACAAAAUGCACCAAGUAAAAUGCUAACGUUAUCCGAAAUUUAUCAAUUUAUCAUGGACUUAUUUCCAUUCUAUCGUCAAAAUCAACAACGUUGGCAAAAUUCUAUACGACACUCAUUAUCGUUUAAUGAUUGUUUUGUUAAAGUGCCACGUACACCAGAUAAGCCAGGUAAAGGAUCAUUUUGGACAUUACACCCAGAUUCGGGUAAUAUGUUUGAGAAUGGCUGUUAUUUACGACGACAAAAACGAUUUAAAGAUGAGAAGAAAGAAGUAAUACGUUCAUCACAUAAAUCACCAACUCAUCAUGGUUUAGAUUCCAGUAGUAAUUCUGGUAAGAAAACACCACUAGGUCAUCAUGAUGAUGUAGUUGGACAUCAUAAAAGUAGUCAUCAUUUAUCACAGCAUGAUAAAGGUUCACCUGAUGCACAUCAAUUAUCAUCGAUGUUAGCAAUACAUGCAACAAAAUUGGAAAGUGAUUCAAUGUCGUUAUUACAUCAUGGCACCGAUUUAAGUUCGUUACAUCAGCAAAAUCAUCAACAAAGUCAUCAUACCCAAAGUCAUCAUUCACAAAAUUUACAACAUGAAGAUAUUGCUGCAAUGGUAGGUAGAUGCCAUCCAGCGCAUUUAGCAUCCCUAACCGAACAUCAAUUAAUGCAUCACAGUUCGAUGCACCAUUUAAAACAAGAACCAACUGGAUAUACACCAUCAAAUCAUCCGUUUUCGAUAAAUAGACUGUUACCAACGGAAAGUAAAAAUGAUGUAAAAAUGUAUGAAAUGUCACAAUAUGCUGGCUAUAAUACACUAAGUCCAUUACCGAAUUCUGUACAUUCAGCACAUUCAGCAUUAGGAAACGAUUCAUAUUACCAAAGUUCUUUGUACCAUGCUACACCAGCGGGUACUACCAGUUUGUGACAGUACCCUUUGGCCUAAUGGGGGGAUACAAACGUCGGUACAACAAAUCAUCGACGUUCUAACACUGCAUAUGCCACAAAUAAUCGACGUUGUUAUCAAAAUAAUAAUUUGUAAAUAUAUUUUUAAUAUAUGGGCCGGAUUUUUUGUUUUUUUCU
Molecule: messenger RNA, 2634 nt
Organism: Chrysoperla carnea
Lineage: Eukaryota; Metazoa; Arthropoda; Insecta; Neuroptera; Chrysopidae
Product: protein fork head-like
Exons: 1
Coding region: 998-2479 (493 amino acids)
Biological process (GO): cell differentiation; anatomical structure morphogenesis; regulation of transcription by RNA polymerase II
Molecular function (GO): protein domain specific binding; DNA-binding transcription factor activity, RNA polymerase II-specific; RNA polymerase II cis-regulatory region sequence-specific DNA binding
Source: RefSeq, a predicted model, not a curated record